Molecule: messenger RNA, 1506 nt
Organism: Laetiporus sulphureus 93-53
Lineage: Eukaryota; Fungi; Basidiomycota; Agaricomycetes; Polyporales; Laetiporaceae
Product: oxidative stress survival Svf1-like protein
Exons: 4
Coding region: 71-1354 (427 amino acids)
Biological process (GO): response to oxidative stress
Cellular component (GO): cytoplasm
Source: RefSeq, a predicted model, not a curated record
GGCAGGUCAGUCCUCGCGCAAAGCCGUGCGAGGCCAUCGUGGACGCUAAGGCUCCUUCACAGCGACUACCAUGUCCAUGUUCUCUUCGAUAUUCUCAACAUCUGCCCCGAAUGAUCCCAAGGCGGCCAACUUCCACCCAGUCUCAUCCAGGUACAGCGCCUCGGACUUGUUUGGAGAGCUCGAGCCCAAGGAUACUGAGUGGACGUGCCCUGGAGGGUUCGCGGUCGAGACGCAGACCUGGUAUAACCAGCUCGAGGAUGGCACCUCUCUGAUGUGCCAGGUGAUCCACUCUGCAGUCGGUGUAUGGUAUCCUACCAUCCAAUUCACCUGCAAACUGUACAACCCUGCGACGAAGGAGCGCAUCUGGAAAUCCAUCAACGUCACCAACUUUGUCACCCCUCCACCCGGUCUCGACAAACGCUCGAGCAAGGCGGAUGAAUUUUCUAUCACACACCACUCAGACCCAGGGUCCGACCACCCCGAGUCCUACCACAUCCGCGUCAACCUCUCCGAUGACUUGCAGAUCUCGCUCGACGUUAAGCGCCCUGCUUCUGCACCUGGCUGGAAGGUCGGCAAGGGUCCGAAGGGCGGCUUUUCCUAUUUCGGGUACGAUCUCGAGAACCCGGAUGGCUAUGUGGUCCAUCGCUUUUGGCCGUGGGACUACGCGACGGGUACGAUCAUCCGGAGUGGACGCGCACAGUCGGUGCAAGGCCCAGGUAUGUUUGUGCACGCGAUUCAGGGCAUGCGUCCGAAUCUCGUCGCGGCACGAUGGAACUUUGCGCACUUCACAAGCCCCGAGUACGGUGGUUGCAGCGCGGUGCAGAUGGAGUUCACGACAACGGACUCGUACGGGCGCCAUGGAUCGGGUUCCGGGUUCGUCGCGGUGAAUGUCGGCUCGCUCGUGCUCGGAGGCAAGCUAGUGGCCAUCACAGCGGAGACAAAGUGGCCUGAUGAGGCGCUUCCUGAUAGCGAGGGUGUGAUAUCGCGCGCGGUGCACACGAAGCUCGCACACGAUCCUGACACGAGUUAUGAUGCGCCGAUGGAGUUGGUCUUCCGCUGGGCAGGGCCGUCGCUCCUGCCAGAGGCACCGGGUGCCCUCGACGCGACGCUCACAGUCGAUGUCGGCCCUCCUAGCUCCUACAAAGGGCUGAUCGAGAAGGUGGAUGUCCUGGCGGAGAUCCCGUACGUCAUCAAAACGAUGGUGAACUACGUCGCAGGCACGAAGCCCUACAUAUACCAGUGGUUCAAUCCCGCCAAGCUGAACGUACAGGUCCCUAGUGGACUACUACCCGACGUAUCUGGGACGGUGGAAAUCAACGGCACCCUCUACAAUGAGGCGACCUUCAUCUCGUAGAUCCACUGACGAUCAUGAUCAUACCUCCUCUCCACGACGCACUAAAUGCUGAUACCUUGUCGACAGUAGACGGAAUUGUAAUCAUGUGUAUAUCUAGCGACUUUAUGCUUGAACGUGAUCGACGUCAAGUUCUGAACCUCUGCAUGUUGCAC